AUGGGAGGAGGAGGAGGUGGUGGAAGUAAUACAGAUGACGAAAUGAAAAAAAUUGAAAAAAUCGAUUACAUAACCAACAUAAUAUGGAACAGCAUAGAGAAAAAGAAAAAACAUUACGGUAACGAAACAACAGCAGCAACAGGAACAGCAACAACAACAACAAAGCCGGAACCAACGGAAGAAGAAAUCGAACAAGAUAAAUUAGAAGCAGAAGAAUUACAAGAAAUAAAAAAAAUUGCAGAUGUCAUCGACAUGGAACCCAAUCUCCCAGGAGCUUCGACUAUUGGAUUUUUACGUAGAUGUGCUUCAUUUAUGAACGCCAUUUCAAACAUAAUGCUCAUGUAUGUUAAAAGACAAAACAAUCCACAAAGCCAUUGGACAACACGUUUUAUUCAAAGACUAAGAGAAUAUUUUCAAACCAAACACAUGUAA
Molecule: messenger RNA, 432 nt
Organism: Pediculus humanus corporis (human body louse)
Lineage: Eukaryota; Metazoa; Arthropoda; Insecta; Psocodea; Pediculidae
Exons: 3
Coding region: 1-432 (143 amino acids)
Source: RefSeq, a predicted model, not a curated record